This is a messenger RNA of Blepharisma stoltei, 585 nucleotides long. The record is from the annotation of a GenBank genome assembly. Lineage: Eukaryota; Ciliophora; Heterotrichea; Heterotrichida; Blepharismidae.
AUGAUAAAUGAGCAUUCAGGGCUUUAUAAUUUUGCAUACGAAGACUUGGAAAAGCGUAGGAGGGGAAUUUAUUUGAGAGGAAAAAAGAAAUUUCCUGGGUCGUCACAAAUUUCGCCGAUAAAAAAUUUAUUUUUGGAGAGUGAUGUGAAGUGAAAAAAAGAAGAGAAAAUUGGUGAUAAAGAAGGAAGGGUAGAAUCUUUAUCGAAAUCAAGCUCAUUGCCUAUGCUGAAACAUUUUAUACCUUGCAUGAAAUAGCGUGCUAGAUUAUAAUGUAUUUUAUGUUUUAGAUAAUUUAUCCAAAAUGAAUAUAAAAAAGUUAAAAUAUCAAGUGCCAGAUGUGAUCAUAUUCUGCAUGGAUGUAAGCCAUUAGAAAGAACUUUUCGCAAUCCGAUACUAUCUUGCACACAAAAUGCUAGCAAUUCUAUAUCCCUAAAAGGAAAUCUCAAAAACCCAAUCGAAAAAUGCUCAUCACAAGCUUCAUCACCAAUCCCUAAAAUUCUUCCAAAGUUAUACACCCUGAAUCAAAUAGACCUUCCAAUACUUGAUAAAAUCAAAGGCAUAAAAUAUUUUAAAGACCAUUUGUAA